Messenger RNA from Oreochromis niloticus (Nile tilapia), 4522 nucleotides. RefSeq lists its product as uncharacterized. The transcript has 21 exons. Bases 208 to 3210 code for a protein of 1000 amino acids. Lineage: Eukaryota; Metazoa; Chordata; Actinopteri; Cichliformes; Cichlidae. The record is from RefSeq and is a predicted model, not a curated record. Gene Ontology annotation, molecular function: transmembrane signaling receptor activity. Gene Ontology annotation, biological process: immune response; cell surface receptor signaling pathway. Gene Ontology annotation, cellular component: external side of plasma membrane.
ACAUAAGGUGUUGACUGAGUCUCAUUCUUCGCUGGAUUGUUGUUGGGUUUUUUUUUUAUUACCAUGGUGGUUGUUUUAACAUUCUGCCCCAGAGAAAAUCUACAUUCAGCCUUGAAUUCAUUUUGUUACCUCCUGUGUGAACCUCAGAUAUCAAGUAGUUGUUUCUGUUGUCAGUAGCAGUGACAGACAUUCAGGCUCAGUGUGAGGAUGGGGCUCACUGUGCUCAGUGCGCUGUCUUUAUUUGUGCUGAAUAUUACCUUUCUCUGUGGACAUGCUCAAGAUGCUGAGCUGAGCCUUAAACCAAACGUGUCCCAUUUAUUUGCUGGAGAGUCUGUAACCUUCAUCUGUGACAUGAGAGAGGGAAAUGCCACUGACUGGCUUUACAAAUUCAACUGGAAUGAUCAAGAAAUGGUCCACUUCACUAAAAGUAGCUCCUACUUACUUUACCUGACAGCAGAGCUGAGUGGGAAUUAUCAAUGUAUUGGUCGCCGCAAUGGCUUGACAGAUUUUAUAAAACGGAGUAAUAACCUGACUCUGUCCAUAUCAGCACUCAGACCCACGGCGACUAUAACAGCAGACAAGACAACUAUUCCAGUGGGGGGCUCGGUGACACUGACCUGCUCUGUUCAGGGCUCUGCUGGCUGGACAUUUGAUUGGUUCAGACAAAUCCCAGAUUCUCGUGAAGUAGUAAUCGAUACGAACAGUUUGCAAAACUUUAUUAGUGUCUCAGACGAAGGCAUCUAUCGAUGCAGAGGAAGAAGAGGAAACCCAGUUUUCUUCACAAACCUCAGCAAAGUGUAUCACAGUCAGAAAACAUUGUCCAACAGGGCCUUUGUGACUCUGCAACAGAACUGGACUCAGAUAUUCAGCGGUGAGAUGAUCACCAUCAAAUGUGAGAUCCAAGGAGGAGAAAACACUGAGUGGCAGUAUGAAUGGAGAACAACAAGCUCAAAAACACCUCCCACACACAGUGAAUACAACAUCAGCAGUGCUUCAUUUUCCUACAACGGGCAAUAUUGGUGUAAAGGUAGAAGAGACGUGUUCUUCUCAACAGCUUGGAGUGAUGCUUUUACACUAAAAGUCUCAAACAAACCCAGACCCACAAUUACUGCUGAUAGGAGAACAAUACCAGCUGGAGGCAAUGCAACACUCAGCUGCUCUGUGGGGAGCUACAAUGAGUGGAAAUACUUCUGGUUCAGACGUGUCUCAGUCUUUACAGAAAUUCAGGUGAUUAGAAACAAAGAACCAGAUCAAAUGAUCACUGUCACACAGGGAGGUAUCUACUACUGCAAGGGAGGGAGAGGAAACCCCGUUUUCUUCACAGAGGACAGUGAUCCAAUCACUAUUGAAAAAAGAGUUUCCAACAAAGCAGUUGUGUCCCUGGAGCCCAGCUGGCCUCUGAUAUUCAGUGGUGAGAAGAUCACUGUUAGAUGUCAGAUUUCUUUAGGUGGAAGCACUGAGUGGGAGUAUGAGUGGAGUAAACCCGACUCAAGCACAGGUCUGGCAAAUAAUGCAUCCAUCAAUCUUAAUGCAUCUGUGAUCAACAGUGGAAGCUACAGGUGUAUGGGUAAAAACAAACAGGAGCUGUAUUCUGUGACAGAGUGGAGUGAUGCCAUCACACUGACAGUCUCUGGACAGAGACCAAAGUCCAGCAUCAGUGCUGACAGUAGAGUCCUUCCAGAAGGUGACACAGUCACCCUGACCUGCUCUGUGACACCAUCUACUCCUGGUUGGAGUUACUACUGGUACAGAGGCAAGAAAACCUCAGAACCACUGACGAUGGCAGAAGUUGUUCUCCACUCUGAUGGACAAAUCGGUGUAUCACAGGAAGGAGACUAUUGGUGCAGAGGAGGACGAGGCAACCCAGUUUACUACACAGACUACAGUGAUGUGAUCAGUAUUAAGAAAACUGUUAGAAACGGGCCUGCUGUGACUCUGCAUCCAAACUGGCCUGAGGUAUACAGCAGAGAGACAAUCACUUUGAAAUGUGAGAUCCCAGGAGAAGACACUGAGUGGGAUUAUGAGUGGGCAACAAGCAGCUCACAUCAACCUCCAAACCAAAAUGAAUACAAGAUUAACUCUGUUUCUGAAUCACACCAUGGGCACUACUGGUGUAAGGGCAGGAUGAGAAGUGCACAACAGAAUUCAACAAUGUGGAGUGCAUCCUUUCAACUAAAGAUAGUUUAUAAACGUCGUCCUGUCCUCACUGUGUCUCCAUCAUGGCUGAGUCCUGGAAGAGGAGACCCAGAGUAUCACACUGAUCACAGUCAACCAAAGUUUGUCUGGUCUGCAGAUUUAAAUUCAGCAGCCUCUCUCACAGUCAGUCCUAACAGUGUGCAGCACUUCAUCCAUGAUUCAGUAACUCUGAAUUGUUCUGGAAACUCUUCUCAGUGGAGAGUGAUGACAUUUACUCAGCGCGGAUACCGGAGAAAACUCCUGGAAUGUGGAAACGGGGGGAUAAUGACCAAAUCCACGUGCAACAUAGAUCUUGACCAGUACCGAGAUGCUGUGUACUGGUGUGAGUCUGAAUCAGGACAGUUCAGCAAUGGAAUCAACAUCACUUCACAUGUUACUGGUGUGAUCCUGGUGAGCCCUGUCCAUCCAGUCAAUGAGGGGGACUCUGUUGCUCUUGGCUGCAAGUUGAGGACAGGAAACUUCAAUUCCACUGUUGCAUUCUACAAAAAUGGGAAACUAAUUCAAAAUGAUGACCGAGAAAAGCUAAAUAUCCCUGCAGUGUCAAAGUCUGAUGAAGGCUUCUACAAGUGUGAAUAUUCAGGGCAUGAGUCACCAGAAAGUUGGAUGUCAGUAAAAGGAUCCAGAUCUUCACCCUCUGUCUCUCUAAUCACGGGGCUGGUUAGUGGUGUCUCACUGAUUCUCCUGCUGUCCCUGCUGCUCUGUUGUUGGCACAAAAAAUCAAAGGGUACACUUUGUAUCAGACCAGCCCAGUCUCAGGAAACCAGUCAGACUGCUGCUACAGUUCAAACUAUGAGCCAGGAUGAAAAUCAGCAGCAAAUAUAUUCCUCUCUUGUUCACGGUGACAUGAACGUCUAUGAGUCAUGUAGACCUUCUGAAAACACUGGUGGACGGACAGAUGACUACAGAAAUAUAUCUCUUCAGCUCAGAAGUGUCGAACAGAGGAGAAAGCGUGAUGAUCCAGAGGAAACCUCUGACUACCAUAAUGUAGAUCCAAACUCAGCUACAGGUCCCUAAAGAGAGGCACGACAUCAACAAAACAAGAGAAGGUGGACAGCAACAUGAAAAAACAAACAAAAACAUAAAAAAAAUAUUAAUUCUUAAACUUUUGAACAUCAAUAUUUUUAUACAGCUGCAUAUUAAAGUCGAGUCACACUGUGAUCCUGUGGACAAGAGUUGUUAAAACUAGGUUAAGAAGAGAGGUGACAGUCAGUGAUAUGGCAGCAUGUGGCUUCAUGCUGAGAAAGAAGUUUAAGGAAGGUCAGAGGGAGCUUCACUGUGUCUUUGUGGAUCUAGAGAAAGGAUAUGGUGCCAAGCGUGUGGGGUACUGCAUGAGGAUCUCAGGAGUAGCAGAGAAGUAUGUGAAGGUGGUGCAGGACAUGUAUGAGGACAGUGAGACAGCAGUGAGGUGUGUGGUUGUAACUUAGGAGUUUAAGCUGGGGGUGGGAUUACAUCAGGAAUCAGCUCUGAGCCCCUUCUUGUUUGCAGGGGUGAUGGACAAGAUGACAGAUGAGGUCAUGCAGGAGUCUCUGUGGAUUAUGAUGUUUGCAAACAACAUUGUGAGGUGUAGUGAGAGUAGGGAGAAGGUGGAAGAGAGGCUGGAGAGGAGGACGCAUGCACCAGAGAGAAUAGGAAUGAAAUUCAGUAGAAGCAAGACAGAACACAUGUGUAUGAACAGGAGACAGUUUAACAGUGACGCUGCAAGGAGUAGAGGAAGUGAAGGCGGAUACGUUCAACGGAGAGCUCCAAAGAGAGCGAGGAAGGCCAAAGAUAAGAGUCACAGAUGUGGUGAAGUGGACAGUGUAUGAGAGGGGAAGAAGAGAGUGCAGCAAGGGUGGGUAAAGAGUGGGCAGGGGUGAUUUGUGACAAAAGGACAGCAGUGAGAGUGAUAGUGAAGGUUUGCAAGACUGCACGACAUUUUAUUUAUAAAUGAUCAAUUAAUAAAUGUUUAUUGUUUGUUGUACCUCAUGUUACUUUUCUUAUCCUUUGUUUGUUUUCUUGCCAGUUAUUGCGUAAUUGUGUAAAUGUUCACAGUAUAAUUCAGAAUUUAAUAUCAAACUAAAGGGAAAUUACCAAGACACUUCCAACUCUAACAAUACUAAGCUCCUAAGUAUCGUAAUUGUACUGGUGACCAUGUCACAUGAUCACCAGUAUAAACAUACUCAUGAGUAUCAUGAUGAGUAAUUCUGUGUGUAAAUAAGAAACAUCUAAACAUGAGGAAGUUUGAAUUUUGUAGAAGUGUUUUUAUAAUGAAAAUAUUGUAUAUAGUUAUAAAGUGUAUUAAGUCGUUUUUCACAUUGAACUGUAUCCCAUUUUUCUCAUUUUGCUU